AUGGCUUCACUUGACGACGGUUGUGUGGUCGCCAUCGUGGCAUUGCUGCUUGGCUUUCAGCUUUUCCUUGGUUGUCCCACUAGAGACGUCACUGAGGAUGGUUGGGAUACUGCUUGGUAUCUUCUUUCGUCCAUGGUACUAUUCUCCCUAAUCACGGCACUUGCCUUAUCUGAUACGGCAAUGUUCCUUUACCUUUUCGCCUAUCAUUUCGUCUACCUUUUCAGCGUCAAGAUCAUCGGCCCUAGUCUCACCCUACUUUACGAAGUUAUGGUCCAGCAACUUACCAAUCUCGGCCACCAUAUCAGCAAUUCUGGACCAGUCAGAGCCAUCACCGAACACCCAGCUAUGCCAUGGUCCUCGGAUUCCCCGUUUACUUUGGAAUCCCACAACAUGGCAAAAUCCAUUUGGGUGUUCUUGGACCUUAUCAGGCAACAUCUCAUGGGCUUUUUGAUGGAUCUUCGCGUUAGGUCCCACGAAUACGACACGGUCUACGGGGAGGAAGGUCCUAUGCAAGUUAUGCAGUAUAUCGUCCUCAUUAUAAGGGCGAUUGCUGCAUUCAAUUUGAUAAAUCUUGCAAGUCAGGUCUUUCAACGGCUCUUUACUAGGGUCAAAAAAACUCUAGAAGCUGUUCUUGCCCUUAAAGCACCUGGCUAUUCGACUUUCCCUCCCAAUGCAUCUAGCGGCGAUAUCAAGUCCGGGAAUGGUUAUGAUGUGGACCAAACUGAUGCACGCGGAUACCAAAAUGACCAGGAAUCUGUAUCCUCGGAGUUCGAAGUCCAAGUUUCAGAAGCAUUCACAGAGGAUCCAUGGACGACACAACAUCUGGGCGGCCAAUACGAUGCGCCUGGUAUGCACACCGGUCAACACUUCAAGUCGGAGGAGUAA
Messenger RNA from Aplosporella prunicola CBS 121167, 885 nucleotides. RefSeq lists its product as uncharacterized. The transcript has 2 exons. Bases 1 to 885 code for a protein of 294 amino acids. The record is from RefSeq and is a predicted model, not a curated record. NCBI's taxonomy places the organism in Eukaryota, Fungi, Ascomycota, Dothideomycetes, Botryosphaeriales, Aplosporellaceae.